GUUUUCGUGGUGCUGAUCAGACCCGUAGCGCGUCUGCUGAAGCCAGAGCACCGACAACCUCACAGACUCCUCGUAGCCUGUCGGAGACAUGGUGAGGGUUGCUUGGUUUUUCCUUCCCGCCGGGUUCCUGCUUCUCCCCUCGGUGCCUAUUAAUAAAGGCGCGCGUUAUGUGGUUUUUUUGCCUUACGUAAUGUCAUGCCGUCGGGCUUUCCAACAUCUUCCUUUCCGUUUUCUGUGCCGCGCUAGCGACGCUGGGGCGAGUGGGGAUGUCGAAGGGCUUCUCCGCGUCCUUCGGGGCGGGAAAGAGGGUUGUCGAUCGGUGUGUAAUGCGCAUUUAACAGAGCGGAAAGUCUUUGCUAAGGCAACGAUCCUAUCCCCGCUUACACAGGAGUAAGCCCUGCUUAAUGCAGCGGGACUUACUUCUGAGUAGACGCGGUUAGGACCGCCGCAGUCCAUUCUGUCUAUAGAAAGCAGCUACGACAGAGAUGCAGGACUGUUCAGAGCGGGUGGGGGUCCCCUCUAUCUCGGAAGGCCCACAGGUUUCCCUAAGGGUGGCCUCUGUGAAACUAGUAAAGCAGGAUCGGGCCCUUCUUGGUUUCCUGGUUCCCCGCCCGAGUCGCGCGUCCAGCUGAGUUGGCGGGGUGAGCUUCGGGUUUUUGCAAAAGGUCAGUGUCCAAAGUCCUCGCGUGGGAGACUAGCCAACAGCUGCUGCUGCUGCUGCACUUGGACUCUUUCCUCCGAUUCAGUGUCUCGUUUUGCCUCAACCUCGAGUUGCCCCGCUUGUCCUUUCUGCCAGCUCCUCUUGAAACCUCCGCUGCUGAGAUUCUCAGUCUUAAUCGUCUCAGGGCCUAGACUUGAAUUUGGGGAUAUGCAAGAGAUGCCUACAUGCCCUCAAAUCAAAUCAAAGGACCAACAAAAAGGAAGCUGAGACUUAAAAUGGCUUGGGCAUGACUCACUUGUCUGGGAGACUUUGAGCUGACAUCUCCGAGCCCCCUUCCUUUGUCUGGAAUGGGAAGGAGGGGCAGCAGGGGCGAGAGUUUUUGAUCCACCACCCUCUGUCCUGCUUGCCUCCGUUUUAAGUCCUUCAAGACUUAAUUGGUUAUUUUUGACCAGGUAGUGGUUUUUGUGUGGGUUUUUUUAAGAAUGCUGGAAGCUUUCUUGGGUAUCAGAACUAGUUUGAUGCUGUGUUGGCCACUCACUGCACUCCCCUUUUUACAAGUUUAUAAAGCAGCAUUGCUGCAAAAUGGUGGGAAGUUUUUAAAGAAGAUGGCUGCCUCUCUCAGUCCUUCCCUUCCCUGGUAUUUCAACAUCCUGGGGUUUUAGGGUUGUUGUUUUUAAGUCUGUCUCUUUGAUUUUUAGCCCAAAGUUCACAUUGCUAUUUUGUGUUAUCCCUUAAUGUGAAUUGCUCCAUCCUGUCAAACUGACUCUCGUGUGUGUGUGUGUGUGUGUGUGUGUACACGUACACACAUGCACAAAUACACACUUCAUUCUUUCAAAAUUGGCACCAGGGCUUUCUUGUUAUGUUCCAUCCUUUUUUGCUAGUGAGUUCUCCAAGUACAACUUUGUGAACACACACCAAAAAACCCCAAAAGGCAAGAGAAACAUUGCUGUAAUGGUGAUAGACACUAAAUCUUGAAAUGACUACAGAGACCUGAAUUCUGUCUUAGAGGGCAUUUCUUAACAUCUGGCUAAAGUGCUGUAUUCUGUCCAUCAAAAUUAUGGCCUUAGUUGAGUUUUAGAUUACAAAUGUCUUGCAUCAAGAGUGACUUGCCAACAAUUCCGAUUGUUCCAGUUAAAUAACUGCAAGAAGGGAUUUGAUUCUCUCCUCCCCCCCCAGACAUGAAAUAGCAGGGAGCACUGUAACAGGUAGCAGAAAUUAUUGAUCAUUCCUCCUCAUGAUUCCUUAGGCAAAGGAAACUCUAAUCAACAACUGAAGAUUUCAUCUGCUGUCCUAAUAUUCUUGAGAGUUUAUUCAAUUAUGAAGCCAGUAAGCCUCAUACACAAGCACACACACUCAGGGUUGCAGUUUUGAUAUGCUUUAACUCCCGUGUAUGAUAUUUCGACUGAACUAAUGUUUACAGGUUUCCACUGUAGUUACAGCCACUGCUAGCUAGCUGUGGACCUAUUUCCCUUACUUUGAUUAGAUCAUCUUUCUGUCUGUGCUUCAUAUUUUUCAUUCUGCCUUAGCUGAGGUGUGUCUGCGUUCCAUUAACAGCUGUCCCUGGCUUUGGGGGGGUGUAGUAAAAGACUUGGGGUUGUAAACCAAUGUUAGUUCCACUCACGUAAAAACUUAAGUUGGGUACAACCCUUGAAUGUGCACAGAUGUCUGAGAACUAAAUCUCCAGAUUUUUUGUUGUAGCUGCAAAUCCUGACAAUACUGCUGGAUUGCCCAGUAAGCCACCACCACUCUCGAUGGGUGUCCUAUGAAGUGCACUGCUUAAUAGAUGAAAGGCAGAUAGCAGGAACAUGAAUCAGCCAUGAGGCUGUUUUCUCAGUGUUGGCAAGCCAAGGACUGGAUGUUCCUGUUCUGUGCCUCCCAGCUUGCUGCUGAAAUGAAGUGAGAAUCCUGUGGCACUUUUCACACUAAGCAAAUACGCAGCUUGAAAGAUGGUGAGGGCAUUAAACCUCAUGCACUAUAUCCUUGGCCAUUUAUCCAGGAACCACUAAUAAGGUGUCUGGAAGGUGGAAAGAGAGAGACCUUCUGAAAGGGGAGACAAGUUUUGAUGGGAAAAGAGCAGAAUGAGAUUUAAAGCACUUACUAACAUUAAAAAUAUAUACAAUUAAGUUAUUAACUGCUGCUUAAGCUAAAACUGAAAUACCGUUGUGAGCUGUAUAAUUUAGAUCAUUAUCCUUCCGUGGUAGAAGAAAAUUACCAAGUAUGGAUAAUUGAUGACAGAAAUAUCUAAAUGUAAGAACUGGAGGGAUAUCUCAAAAUAGGCCUUACAAGAGAGCAUCACCUGAGCUUUGAGACACAUGGGAGUAAAGUUAACAAAUUAGGACAGCUAAUUAAAAGUGCACCAAUAGCUUGCUAAUUGAGUUAGCUUUAUCAUUAUUUCUAGAUAAAGAAUACUUUGGGGACAAGCUUAACUUCUUCUCUUUUGCAUUAAAAAUCAAUAAACCAAGGAAAAGCAGCAUCAGUCAACAAGUAGUAUGAGAGAUGAAUAUUUAAAUUACAUUGGGGGGGAGGACCUUGGAAAAAAACAGUAACUGGAAUGGGGAGAACCUUAACUAGGGUAGAUUUAGGAUUUGUGUUAGCCCAAUUGAAACAUAAUUUCUGUAUGGCAACAUAUGACCAUCUGGCUUGAUGUUUGCACAUGAACAUCACAAUCCAAACUGAUGACAACUUCCUUGGAAAAACACCAUUUUUUUCUUUAAAUGGACUAAUCUGCACUUUAUUUGGCAUAUUUGUAUACUGUUCUUUAGUCAAGGAUCCCUGGGUGACUCACAAUAAAAAAUUAUUAAUGCUGUACACAGUGCAUUAUAGGAAUGUACUGUAUAUGGGAAUCUAAUUACAAAGCUCAAGCAUCUUGGGUUUCUAAUAUUUUUUUUCUUGAUUGGUUCUAGAAAAGCAGAGCUGCCAGAGAUUCUAGAUGGCCAAGGACCUUUUCUACUUCUUGGGCAAGAUAGUAACUGGGAAAUAAUUUGAGUAGUAGAUAUCCUAUACCCUUUUAAAAUGUGGCUCUUUGGGGGGGGAGUGUUAUUGGGUUAUUAUUUUUAUUUUAUAUACAUUGUAAUCUUUUCUGUGAACCACCCUGAGACCUCUGGGUAUAGGGCAGUAUAUAAAUUCAAAAUUAAUUAAUUGUACAAUUGGAAGAAACCAUGAGGUUUACCUAGUCCAACCCCCUGCAAUGUAGGAAUCUUUUGCCCAACGUGGGGCUUGAACCCACAACCCUGAGAUUAAGAGUCUCAUGAUUUACGGACUGAGCUGUACAGCAGCUAGAGAGGUGGUUAUUGGUAAGAUGAGUUUUCAACCUAAAUUAGAUGGGUUUAUUUGUUUUCAACUGAAUAAUUCAUAUAUUGUAUAUGCAAUCAAUGGUGGGCCAUCUGCUAUCAGUACUAUUUCAGUAGUGGCUAGGUUGGCAGUUAUGGGACACAGAGACUAUUUAAUCCUCUCUUUUUUUAUCCCACAGGAUAUUGGUAACUGUAAAUUGAAUUGUGCUUGGCAGCUUCUCUUUAAGUCCAUGUUCCUCUUUUAAUGGGUUUGGUGGCAGUUUGCAUUUCAGUUUCAGUAAAGAACAAAGGAGGUGGAAACUGGGCAUUAACCUUUUCUGUCUGUCUCCCUUCCCCACAGCGUGAGUGCAUCUCAAUUCAUGUUGGCCAAGCUGGUGUGCAAAUCGGCAAUGGAUGCUGGGAACUCUACUGCUUGGAGCAUGGGAUCCAGCCUAAUGGCACCAUGCCAAGUGACAAAACAAUUGGUGGUGGAGAUGACUCAUUCAACACCUUCUUCAGUGAAACUGGUGCAGGAAAACAUGUCCCUCGUGCUGUGUUUGUGGAUUUGGAGCCAGCAGUGAUAGGUAAAGUAAAUACAGCCUGUGUGGUUGGAAUGGACGUGAGAUGGGAUGUGGGACAGUUGUAUAAUAAAAAGUCUGGAACGUGAGGAUUCAGUUUUUCCCUGUUGUAAUUUAGAUUCUGUAUAAAAGACAUUGCAUGACCUUAACUGUAGACAUAGCCAGAGCAAGGCACAGUAUUUCUAAACAUGUGGUUAACAUAUUUAUCAUUAUUUAAGUUAAGAUACAGUAAUCCUUGAGAAAUUAGGUAGUGCUUUGCUGUGACUUGGAUGGAAGUGAAGCCUGGGUUAAGAUGUCACUUAUGAAUAUCUGUAAUGCUUGGUAUGUGAAAUACUGGAUUGCAGGAGUUUUGCCUAAGUUUUUACAAGAAAGUGUUUACAGAUGAGGGGAUGGGACAAUUCCUGUGGCAUCUUAAAAGGUGAAAGGUUAUAUCCAAGUAAUUAUUACUCAGAGUAGACCAAUUUACAUUAAUGGACUAUGUCAUGUCCAUUUAUUUCAGUGGGUCUACUUUGCGUAUAACAGGUAAAACACUUAACAUACUUACCUAGUCUUUAAGGCAGGCAUGGCCAAACUUGGCCCUCCAGAUGUUUCAGGACUACAACCCCCAUCAUCCUUAGCUAACAGGACCAGUAGUCAGGGAUGAUGGGAAUUGUAGUCCCAAAACAUCUGGAGGGCCAAGUUUGGCCAUGCCUGCUUUAAGGUGUUUCAAGACUCUUUGUUCCACUCUGCUACAACAGACUAGCAUGGCUACCCUGUGGAAAUUGUAGCUGGAAAAACAUUUUAACCCACAUACUGGAUACUGUUGCCAGCUGUUUAUACUCCUAUGUACUGUAUAUUGUUUAAAAAUCAGUUGUUCUUGUACUAACAAAACCUGUUCUAGGCAAUCGCUAGCAGUGCCUGUCAGUAGAAAAAAAAAGUUCUCUUCAAGUUCUAUAAACCUGCAUAACUACUUAGGGUGCUUCAAGCACAAGCAAAAUUGUAAAUUUUAUUUGUUUCAUUUUUAUUGUACAAUAACUUGUGGUUUUGUUUUCAGACGAAGUGCGGACUGGGACAUAUAAACAGCUCUUUCACCCAGAACAGCUGAUUUCUGGCAAGGAAGAUGCUGCUAAUAAUUAUGCAAGAGGUCACUACACUGUAGGCAAAGAAAUAAUUGAUCUCGUACUGGAGCGCGUCAGGAAACUGGUAAGUUCUGUUGCUUUUGCACAGUCAAACUUGCAUUGAAACAUUUCGCCCUGUUUAAAAAUUAAUUCUGUCAACAAGUGUUCACCCGUCAAUCUGUGCCUGUCAAAAUGUAAAUAUCCUCGAGCUCUUUUGUAGCUCCAUCUAAUUUAUUUUGGGGGAGGGGGGUUAUUUAACUUUUGAUGCUACUAGAACACGGACUCUUGCUUCAUGUAUUUUUUACUCUGGUUAGAACCAUGUGGCAGUCCUGAAGUGACAGGUUUGGUGUGGUUACCACUGUCCCUCAGACCUUGUGGGGGGCCAGGCUAUAUGGGGGGGGGGAAUGAACGAAUUCCUAUGCCCCACAAAUAACCCAGAGAUGCAUCUUAAAUAAAAGGACACAUUCUACUCAUGUAAAAACACACUAAAUCAGCACGCCGGAUUUAGAAGGCGAUUGGGCUGGAUCCUGACCGGGGCCUUAGUUUGCCUACCCAUGGGUUAAACUAAUAAGACUUGAGCAAACAUAUCCUCUUCCUUCCCUAGCCACUGUACUACCUCUUUGUCUAGGAGGUCUAUGUAAGGCAACUAAUACAAUGUUUUACAUUCGUUUCUGCCAUUUUUUAAUGGAUUUGGUCUCGUCUCUCAUGGUUUUAGAAUUGAGUCAAAUAAGAAUGAGGCUAUAGAUAACUACAGUAAGAUAAUUCUGGGGGCUAUGACUUUCUUACACUCUAAAAUAUUUAGAUUGCAAUUUUUGUUGGUCUGGUAUAGAUUUUAGCUUUCUCAAUUUUUAUGUAUAAAAUAGUAUUGGGUUAGAGAACUGAAAGGGGGGGUAUUUUGUGAGUUAAAAAAAUCUUUUUAGGCUGUGAUUGCCCAGAGAAUGUAAGUUAUUGGGUGACUGAAAUACUCUAAAUAAAUAAAACUACAUAUGGCCUGCUCAGUCAAUGAACUUGCAAAAUUUGCUUGUAACCUCCAUGUAAUAAGAAAUAUCUACCUCCAACUGGCAGAUCUGUUUGGUUGGUGUGGGAACUGCUCACAGUUCCUGCUGAUGAGUUCUACAUUUGGUCUCUGCUUUUUUCUUACAACUGCUUAGUGGUUGAGUUGAAUGAUAAAUGAACUUUUUGCUGCUGGGCAGAAUACCACACUAGAAGGUAGAAAAGUGAAUGGGCAAAACCCAUUCUCAAAUGUUAGGAUUACUAGCCUGCUAUAAUGUCCUUUCCCCCCUCCCCAGGCUGACCAGUGUACUGGCUUGCAAGGAUUCCUGAUCUUCCACAGCUUUGGAGGUGGCACUGGGUCAGGAUUCACUUCUCUGCUUAUGGAACGCCUCUCAGUCGACUAUGGAAAGAAAUCAAAAUUAGAAUUUGCCAUAUACCCAGCGCCCCAAGUUUCAACUGCUGUUGUUGAGCCAUAUAACUCCAUCCUGACAACCCAUACCACCCUCGAACAUUCUGACUGUGCCUUCAUGGUUGAUAAUGAAGCAAUCUAUGACAUUUGUCGUAGGAAUCUGGACAUCGAACGCCCAACCUACACUAACCUCAACCGCCUCAUCGGUCAGAUUGUUUCUUCAAUCACCGCCUCUCUCAGAUUUGAUGGUGCCUUAAAUGUGGAUCUGACAGAGUUCCAGACAAACCUGGUGCCUUACCCCAGGAUCCACUUCCCUCUGGUAACCUAUUCCCCCAUUAUCUCAGCAGAGAAGGCCUACCAUGAGCAGCUCUCUGUCUCUGAGAUCACCAAUGCCUGCUUUGAGCCAUCCAACCAGAUGGUGAAAUGUGAUCCCCGCCAUGGCAAGUACAUGGCUUGUUGUAUGCUGUAUCGUGGAGAUGUUGUCCCCAAGGAUGUCAAUGUUGCUAUUGCCGCUAUCAAAACGAAGCGUACCAUUCAGUUUGUUGACUGGUGUCCUACUGGUUUUAAGGUAAGCGUUGCUGAUUGCAUUCAAAAUGGUCUGAUUCAUGUCAAGAUUUAUAGGUGAUUGAAUAAGCACAUCUCAAGUAUAUAAUUUUAUAAAUGGUAUAGGCAGGCUUAAUUAACUGUGAUUCAGUCUUAAGAUGACCUAAAGGCAUGCAGCCAUCCCCUGAACUGGAUGGUUGAUCACAAUCUUGGUGGAAGGGUAUCUACCAUUUCCUGCUUUUGCAGACCCUACAUGAAGGAGGGUGUAAAUACUCAGUCAAUACUCAGCUUGCCAUAUAUAUGAACUAACUAAAGCUGAUUCGAACGUUGACGAUCAGGACUUUUCAAUAUAAAAAUGCCUUCUAACGUUAGUCAUGGUAGAUUAAUGUACAAUUUGUGGGGGCAGUUUAAAAUGGGAGCACUAGCUCCUAACAAAAUUAUAAAAUGAUGUAGGCCUGUAGAGAAAAGAGAAUUAUGUUGAUGACUAAUGAUGUUUCAGCUUCUAAUGUAGGAGUGGGAAACCUGCAUCCCUCGUGAGAGAUGCCACGUGAGAGAAGUGGGCGGGAAACAAAGGAAAGCUGAAAUGGGAGGAGGUAGAAAAUCUCUCUGUUCUGACUUCUGGCAAGAGCUAUUUGUCAAUCCUUCCCACUGGGUGAGGAGAAAAGGGUGAAAGAAAGAACAGGCAGCCUUUGGAAGAAGAGAUUCCCCCCCUUUGCUCUAAUGGGUAUCUGAAAGUCCCAUCCAUGUGUCAGUUACAAGAGCUGCCCACUAUGCUAGCUGUGAAGAAUAGCGGCACAAAAUACUGCACUUUGCAAAUGGAUGAAAGUUUUCCCCAUAACACAAAUGCUACUUUGUGGGGAACGUAUCAGGAUACCCCUCAGGAAAUGGAUAUAACUAGACAUCUCUUACAUUUAAAUCAAUGUGGGAAAGGAGCCCAGAUCAAAAGAUUUUUAGAACAAAUGUGAAGUUCUACACUCCCAGCCCUGGUGUUCUUAACGCAGGGUGAUCUUGACCUUGAGCUUGCUGGCUUGUGUACAGAUGCAGCUCCUUUCUGACUUGAAAAUGCACACAAAUUAGAUACUAUUGUGAUAUAGGAAAAUUUACAUUGUCUGCAUUUCUAUUUACUGUCUUCUAGGUGGGUAUUAAUUACCAGCCUCCGACGGUUGUUCCUGGUGGUGACUUGGCCAAAGUCCAGCGUGCGGUCUGUAUGCUCAGCAACACCACAGCCAUUGCGGAGGCCUGGGCCCGCCUGGACCACAAAUUCGACUUGAUGUAUGCCAAGCGUGCUUUUGUCCAUUGGUAUGUCGGAGAAGGAAUGGAGGAAGGGGAGUUUUCGGAGGCCCGAGAAGAUCUGGCUGCACUUGAGAAGGAUUAUGAAGAAGUGGGCACAGACUCCUUGGAUGGUGACGAUGAAGGCGAGGAGUAUUAGACUUGCACGCAUGUCUGUUGUAUGGCUGUUACCAUUUGCUACUUUGUAAUAAAGUAAAUGGGAAGCAAAUCUUAAAUGUAAACAGAACACCUGGCAUUCCAUGCCAGAGCGCUUGGAAUAAACACUUUUAUAACUCAGAUAUCUUGCCAGUUGAUGAUGAUGCAAGCAAUUAAAGCAUCCAGCUGGAUGCAAACAAAUAAAACCACCUUUCUAUUUACUAACAUGG
Molecule: messenger RNA, 9205 nt
Organism: Podarcis lilfordi (Lilford's wall lizard)
Lineage: Eukaryota; Metazoa; Chordata; Lepidosauria; Squamata; Lacertidae
Source: the annotation of a GenBank genome assembly